AUGACUGUUGAAACUGCCUUGGAGAUGCUUCAGAACAUGGGAAGGGAUGAUUCUGAUGCUGGGGCUCUAUCGGAGUCGGAGGAAAGUGACAGUGACCGUUCCUGGGUGAAGGAUAGGUCCAACACUUCAUCCUCAUCAGAGAGGGAGUCCGCAGGCCAACAGCGGAAAAAGAGGCGACGACUGUCCUCUAAGAAUUCGGAUCGAAAUAUUGCGUUUAGGCUCGAUGGUCCCUUUGAUGGCGUUGAGCCGGCCGCGGCUGAUGUUUGCGCCGGAGGCGGCUGUGGAAACGGGCAGGACGGGACGGCGUGGACGGUGCUUCCUCUGAGUGACCGUCCAGGGAGAACGCAGAGCCAAAACGUCCUGACAGAAGCUGCUGGCCCCACAGCGCACGCACAACGCAACGUUGAAGAUGCGCUCACAGCCUUUGUGUGUCUCUUGGAUGAUGGCAUGCUGAAGCACAUCAGGGACUGCACCGUGGCUGAGGCCCAUCGGCACCUUGGUGACAGCUCCUGGGACCUGACAGUGGCGGAGCUAAAGGCAUUUACAGCCCUGCUGUAUGUCCGCGGGGCACAGGGUGCAAAACACAUCAAUGAUGACGAGUUUGCCCUGGUGUCGGCAACAUGGAACAAGUUUGUGGCAAACAGCAUAGCUUGUUACAAGCCUGGUGCUGACAUUACCAUUGAUGAGCAGCUGUUCCCCACCAAGGCCCGGUGCAAAUUUAUUCAGUACAUGGGGAACAAGCCUGAUAAAUUCGGCAUAAAAUUUUGGCUGGCUGCGGAUGUGCAGUCCAAAUAUAUGCUGAAUGGGGCUCCGUAUCUCGGUAAAGAGGAGAGCAAAGGUCAGCUCCUGGGAGAGAGUGUGGUGCUGAAACUGGCGGAGCCGUUUCUGGGGAAGGGAAGAAACAUUACGACUGAUCAUUUCUUCACCUCCCUAAAACUAGCCACUGCCUUACAGGCCAAAAAGACCAGCCUGGUUGGCCCCCUGGGCGAAGCAAAACGCGAGUGUCCUCCCUCUGUAAAAGAGCCGGCAGAGCUGUUCAGCACCAAGGUGCUGAAAUGUGCUAAUGCCACAUUGACCAUUUACCAGGGAAAGCCGAGACAAAAUGUCUGCAUUUUGAGCUCAGUGCACACAAGUGUAGGAAUAACAGAUGGACCGAAGGCAAAACCCGAGUCUGUGACUUAUUAUAAUAACACCAAACACGCCGUAGAUGUUCUGGAUCAGAUGGCGAAGGCGUACUCCGUGAAAGACGGUACACGAAGAUGGCCAGUGGCUGUAUUUUAUAACAUCCUCAACCUGGCUGGAAUAAAUGCACAUGUCCUAUACAAGGAGUGCACCAGCAGCAGGAUUCCAAGAAGGAGGUUUCUGCUGCAGUUGGCAGAGGAGCUGAGAGCAGAGUUCAUGGAGGGGAAGAGGGCAGCAGCGCACGGGGCCGGUCCGCAGCAACAGCCACCACCGCACCUGGCACAACAACGCCGGCAGUGCCAGGUGAGGAGGAGCUGCAAUCCGAACAAGACACAAGACACCUGCACCACAUGCCGCAAACCCGUCUGUGGCAAUUGUGUCAAAAGACGAGCCGUCACCUGCGUCGACUGCGUUUGAAAAGCCAAAUGUAGCCAACACAUGUGUUUGUAAUUAGUUGUUUCAUGGUUCGUUCUCGGCUCUUUUUGUUAUCAGCUCGGUUCCAGCUUUGACAAUUUGC
This is a messenger RNA of Etheostoma spectabile (orangethroat darter), 1699 nucleotides long. RefSeq lists its product as uncharacterized. NCBI's taxonomy places the organism in Eukaryota, Metazoa, Chordata, Actinopteri, Perciformes, Percidae. The coding region runs from base 1 to 1599 and encodes 532 amino acids. The transcript has 3 exons. The record is from RefSeq and is a predicted model, not a curated record.